UAACAACAUUAUUUCGUCUUAAAAGAAUGGAAAUAAUAAGUGAUAUGCUUAAUGCUUCUUCAAGAAGAAUGAAUGUGGUUAAGGAACUUGAACAGAAAACUCAGAAUGGCAACACACCCAGCCAUGAAAAAGUCCUGGUCAAGAGGCUCCAAUUCCUCCAGUCAGUUCGAAUCACCUGCACGUUUCUGCUCUCCCUUACGAUGGGACGGAACAGAGUCACCGGAAUACCGCUCACCGGAAAACUCUCCGGGAAAGAUGGUGGAAAAUCCAUUGGCAGUUGUGACUGUCGAAAAAACGAGGCAGUUUACUCCCGAGAAACUCAGGGAGCAACAGAAGCCGCCGGAGAAUGCGUUGACGGAGCCUCAACUGCAGACGGCAAAGGCAGGCGCCGGGAGUGAGCGUAGACAGAAGUCGGCUCCUGUUAGUUGCACGGCGGAGGAGGUAACGAGAAAGGCGGCGUUAGGGUUCCGGCUAUGCGAGGUUGUGAUGUGUGUGAUUUCGUUUUCAGUUAUGGCUGCGAAUAAGACGCAAGGUUGGAGUGGGGACUCGUAUGAUCGUUAUAAAGAAUACAGGUAUUGUUUAUCUAUAAAUGUUAUCGGAUUUGCAUACUCAGGAUUACAAGCAUGUGAUCUCGCCUUUCAACUAGUCACACACAAACAUAUGAUCGGUCACUCCCUUCGCUACCACUUUCAGUUCUUUAUGGAUCAGGUUGUGGCAUAUCUUCUGAUAUCAGCAUCAUCCUCGGCAGCGACACGGGUGGAUGAUUGGCAAUCGAAUUGGGGGAAAGAUGAGUUCACAGAGAUGGCUACUGUUUCUGUUGGAAUGUCAUUCCUAGCUUUUGUUGCAUUUGCUAUGAGCUCACUCAUCUCUGGUUACAUCCUCUGUACCCGCCGCAACACCAUGUGAACUUACAUAUAUUUCUUUUCUGCUGUGACCAAAUGCAUUCAAGAAAUUGUUGAUGCAUUCUCUUCUUUUUUUUUUUUUCACUCUACCAGACAGAUUUGUGUGUAUAUAUACAGUUUCAAUAUAAUGUCAAUCUUAUGAGGGGAGGUUGGAAAUACAGAAUUUCCUUGUCUUGUUUCCAUCCAAUAUUUCAGAUACCCUUUUUAAUGGUA
Molecule: messenger RNA, 1115 nt
Organism: Cicer arietinum (chickpea)
Lineage: Eukaryota; Viridiplantae; Streptophyta; Magnoliopsida; Fabales; Fabaceae
Source: RefSeq, a predicted model, not a curated record